CCGCUCCACCUUCCCUCCUCUCCUCUCCUCUCUUCUCUUCUCGACCUCCACUCCUCUCCACCCAUCGCGGCCAUAAGACGCCACCUCCCCUUCCCACCACGCCAUCACCACCACCACCACCACCUCACCGCCGCCUCGCACGCAGACGGCGAGGCUUCCGGCGCGGCGGCGGAAGAGUAGCGCGAGCGAGCUGAGAGAUGGAGCGGCGGCCGGAGCUGCGGCGGACGAUGACGCUCUCGGAGCAGCUGUCCGCGCCCGACCAGGCCAUCCGCGACUUCCUCAAGAUCCCACACGACGGCCUCGGCGGCGGCGACGGCGAGGGAGGGAGGAUCCCCGCCGCCGCGGGCGCCUCCGGUGGCGGCGGUGGCGUCGGUGGCAUGAUCAACUGGAAGCCGCUGCGUGACCGGCUCCGGCUACGCCGCGCCGCGAGCGCGUGGAUGUCCGCGUCGCCCAAGCCCGCCGCGUCGAACAGCGGCGGCGGAGGCGGCGGCGGCGCGACGCUGAGCAGCAGCAACAGCGGCAGCAACCACAGCAACAAGUACAACUACUCCCCCGGCGAGGCCGCGGCGGCGUUCUCGCGCACCUUCUCCCGCACGCGGUCGCUCCGCCCGACGCCGACCUUCUCGCGCGCCACCUCCACCCGCCUCGGAGCCACAGCCUUCUCCAGCGGCUCCAGGCGCGCCGCGGUCGACGGCGGCGGCCACGCCAAUGAGGACGACGACGAGGACCACACCGACGACGACGACGACGACGACGAAGAGGAGCAAGGCAAGGACGACGCGCCCGCGGCGCAGAUGUCGCUGAUGGCGCUACUGGAGCAAUCGGACAGCCAGUGGGACUCGGAGGACGAGGACGACCAAGGCCACGGCGGUGGCGGCGGCGGCGGGGGCAACGGCGGCGGCGGCGGCGGCGGCGGCGCGCGCAAGAACGGCGACGGCGACGACGACGAGGACGACGGCGAGGGGCGGGAGGAGGAGAUGGUGCACGUGUGCUGCGUGUGCAUGGUGCGCCACAAGGGCGCCGCCUUCAUCCCGUGCGGCCACACCUUCUGCCGCCUCUGCUCCCGCGAGCUCUGGGUCAGCCGCGGCAACUGCCCUCUCUGCAACGGUUUCAUCCAAGAAAUCCUCGACAUCUUCUAAUCAUCUUCUUCAGAAUUCAGAUGCAAACCAAGAAAUCCUCGACAUCUUCUAAUCUUCUUCAGAAUUCAGAUGCAGAUAGAACGAUCAUGCAGCAUGGCGGUAGUAGCUAUAAGAUUUGUUGGUUGGAUUGGUUGAUGGCGUACGAGUGGCCAAUUCAUGCGCCGCUCCGCUGAAAAUUAACCUGAAAAAAAAAUUGAAACUUAUAGGGGAUUCGAUCGAUCGAUUGAUUUGUGUGCAAGUGCAACAUGAAACGCUGAAAACACUUGUAAUUUAUUGGCGUUGCUGAAAGAUAAAUAAUUAAUAGGCGGCACUGUCUCAUUGAUGAAUUA
This is a messenger RNA of Oryza sativa Japonica Group (Japanese rice), 1468 nucleotides long. RefSeq lists its product as uncharacterized. Lineage: Eukaryota; Viridiplantae; Streptophyta; Magnoliopsida; Poales; Poaceae. The record is from RefSeq and is a predicted model, not a curated record.